AUGUCUUCAGCAUACUACAACAGGGCUGGACAGCAACCUCCUUCUGACAGCAGCAGUCAUAGCAGUGGGAACAGAACUAUGCCGAACAGAAACUUCUAUAGGCGACAGCAGGGUUCAAGGACGAGUGGGAGGAUUGAGGAUCACAGGCGGCAAGAUGGUCGAUACAGGAACAUUGAGCCGGACACAAGGCAUCGGCAGGCACUCCUGGAUCCUCGCCACGACCCUCGACAUGCCAUGCACCAGCAGAGGCGACAUGCUUUCCAGCAGCGACAACAGCAGCAGCAACCAUACCAAGUGCAGCAGCAACACCGUGGCCUACCACAAUACACUGGUCCUCAGCUCAUCCGCCCAACACGAUUUCACACUCCUCACGUACAACUCCCUCUCCCUCCUUUGAUACCACAUCAACGUCGGGCAAGCAGCACUCCCAGCGUCAUUCAAUCAUGUGCACCUCCUGACCCCUUCUACAACGGCUACGAUCCUGUCCUUGACCACCGCACCUGGGCCCAACUUGACGCACUCGACAACUGGUACUGGCCAGAGACAUGGGCGGGUUCAAACCAGGACUUCAUCGACUACACCGAGCGAUUUAGGCGACCGAGAUCAGAUCCUCUUGCGGGCACUGGAUACAUGCUCGACAUCGAGAGGUAUGGUGGCCAGCAAGCAGGGGAGUUUGUGGUUGAGGAUCCAAAUGUUUGGCCUCAUGUUGUGUCGCCUGAUGUCGUGUCUAUUGAUGAGGCGGAGCUUGAGCAGCUGGGGGAUCUGCAACAGCUGAUUGACGUUGGCGAUAGUGAGCAGGUCGCCGAUUUGGGCGACGUGCAAGCGGGCGAGCAAACGUGGGUGGAGAAAGCGAUGGAUGCGGAGCGCGAUGAAACUGCUGAGGUCGAUGACAAUGUGACGGUUCAGCACCAAGAUUCCGAAGAAGGUCUGUUUGACUAA
This is a messenger RNA of Cyphellophora attinorum, 939 nucleotides long. RefSeq lists its product as uncharacterized. NCBI's taxonomy places the organism in Eukaryota, Fungi, Ascomycota, Eurotiomycetes, Chaetothyriales, Cyphellophoraceae. The transcript has a single exon. Bases 1 to 939 code for a protein of 312 amino acids. The record is from RefSeq and is a predicted model, not a curated record.